UGUUGUUUUGCAGCCAUGCCAAAUCACGCUCAGCUCAUCCACGCGAGCGAUCCGGCAUAUGCACCCCCUGUCAUCCGACCUCCGUCGCCGGCUAGUUCUGUAGGGACAGUUUAUGAGCCAGAUCAGACGUCUCAGUCAGACGUAGAGUUGAGCAAGGAGGAGUUUGAACAGACAUGGUUGGCUAAAUUGCACCUCGACGACCUAAAGAUCGAGGAAGAAGAAAAGUUACGCCCAGUGUUAAUAGACCCGCGGCCCCCUCCAGACUCUCCAGAGGAGAAAUUACUGGUUCAGAACAUUCUAACUGGCCUGCGGUCGCGGGUCCGGCAGUUGGAAGAGGAUGCCGUUUUCCAGCACUUGAUCAUGAGCGGCUCUAAAGUCGGAUUAGAAGGACCUUCGGACAACGACAUUGAUGCGUUGAUGCGUAGCAUGAUGCCCACGCAUGGCACCAAUCCUCAGGUUUCCGAUGGACCAUGGAACAAAAAACACGAUGACUUUGACAUGACUCUGAGCCACGAAGUCGCAAUGAAGGGGAAGCAAAGGGUUUAA
Molecule: messenger RNA, 546 nt
Organism: Pisolithus orientalis
Lineage: Eukaryota; Fungi; Basidiomycota; Agaricomycetes; Boletales; Pisolithaceae
Exons: 2
Coding region: 16-546 (176 amino acids)
Source: RefSeq, a predicted model, not a curated record